AGAGUCCGAGUGGGUGGAGGGAGGGGAAGGGCGGGAGAAAAAGGUGGGAGGAGAGCCAGGUGGGAGGGUGGCGACUCACUCAGGACCCAGUGGGGGCAGCGCGAUGAGGCGGGUGACCCUGUUCCUUAACGGCAGCCCCAAGAAUGGAAAGGUGGUCGCUGUCUAUGGGACGUUAUCUGAUUUGCUUUCUGUGGCCAGCAGCAAACUGGGCAUAAAAGCCACUAGUGUGUAUAAUGGGAAAGGUGGACUGAUUGAUGAUAUUGCUUUGAUCAGGGAUGAUGAUGUUUUGUUUGUGUGUGAAGGAGAACCAUUCAUUGAUCCUCAGACAGAGUCUAAACUAUCAGAAGGGUUGUCAGGAUCCCACACGGACUGGCUUACACUAAACGUUGGAGGGCGGUACUUUACAACUACACGGAGCACUUUAGUGAAUAAAGAGCCCGACAGUAUGCUGGCCCACAUGUUUAAGGACAGAGGUGUCUGGGGAAAUAAGCAAGACCACAGAGGAGCUUUCUUAAUUGACCGAAGUCCUGAGUACUUUGAACCCAUUUUGAACUACUUGCGCCAUGGACAGCUCAUUGUAAAUGAUGGCAUUAAUUUACUGGGCGUGUUAGAAGAAGCCAGAUUUUUUGGUAUUGACUCAUUGAUUGAACAGCUAGAAGUGGCAAUAAAGAAUUCUCAACCACCAGAAGAUCAUUCACCAAUAUCUCGAAAGGAAUUUGUCCGAUUUCUGCUAGCCACUCCAACCAAAUCAGAAUUGCGGUGUCAGGGUUUAAACUUCAGUGGUGCUGAUCUUUCUCGCUUGGAUCUUCGAUACAUUAACUUCAAAAUGGCCAAUUUAAGCCGCUGCAAUCUCGCGCAUGCCAAUCUCUGCUGUGCAAACCUUGAACGAGCUGAUCUCUCUGGAUCAGUGCUUGACUGUGCAAAUCUCCAGGGAGUCAAGAUGCUCUGCUCUAACGCAGAAGGGGCCUCCCUGAAGCAGUGUAAUUUUGAAGAUCCUUCUGGUCUUAAAGCCAAUUUAGAAGGUGCUAAUCUAAAAGGUGUAGAUAUGGAAGGAAGUCAGAUGACAGGAAUUAACCUGAGAGUUGCUACCUUAAAAAAUGCAAAGUUGAAGAACUGUAACCUCAGAGGAGCGACUCUGGCAGGAACAGAUUUAGAGAACUGCGACCUGUCUGGGUGCGACCUUCAGGAAGCCAACCUGCGAGGGUCCAACGUGAAGGGCGCUAUCUUUGAAGAGAUGCUGACACCACUGCACAUGUCACAGAGUGUCAGAUGAGACUUUCAAGGCUGCAGGAAGAAGCUCAAGACGACAGAUGUUUUCCUUAAUCACUUUUAUUUCUCCACUCACUCAGCUGUGUAGAAGAAAUAACACUGUAAGGAAAUUAAAGAGAAAAACAUUUAGAGGAUUAUGCUUGUUCUCGGUGGUGCACAGGGAAAAAAGUGACUUUUUCCCACAUCCUGACUUUACCAGAAGAGCAUUCAUUCAGUAGACGUAGGGAAGCUAGAUUAGAUGCUGCCUUCCGAGUGGAGGAGGGGGCUUGCCUGGCUUCAUGACCGGGAAGAGUUCCUAUUAUAUUUGCUUUUAAAUAGGCAUGAUGUGGAAAUAUUGUACCAUCUUGGCUUGAAAUUUGAGAAUUUUAAUUUAUGAGAAGCACAACGUAUAUAAGUAUAUUUAUUGAGCCUCUAGAGGCAUAUGGAUCAGCAAGUUGUGAAGCUUCGUGAACAUUACAAGAGGUUGUUCAGGUUAUGAGAAGCUGUAGCGAUGGCUCUCCUGCCUUACCCAUCACACCGUGUGAGCACGGUGACAUCCGACGCCCCAAGGCUUGCGCUUCAGGUUCCUUUUUAUAUGGUUUACUUUUUUUUAAAUAAAAUAGUAGCUAAGUUAAAGAAAUCCUCCAUUCUUUCGGACUCGAAAGAAAGGCAGAGUUGAAAGAAAGACAUCACUGUACGUGAUGGUCCACUGAAGUCGCAGCGGGCUUGGAGGUCAAGCUUCUCAAUGAGCUUUCUUUAGAAUUUCCUUCUAAGCAACUUCCGCUUCACGCCAGACAGGGCAGGUUUGUUUACUGACAUGACCAGCCUCCUGUCCUCUUGUACAGUCAACACAAGUAUAGGAAGAUACUGCAAAACCAAAAAACCAAGGUGCAUUACUAAUAUUUAAUUCAGUGGCCAAAUCGUUUAAACAGGACCAGCUUAGUAAACAGGACCAGCUUAGAAAUAGAUACAAAGUGUCGAUCCACUGCAGUUGAAGCUAUAAAAUAGGAAUGGAUAUGGCAAAGUCAUCUUUCAGAAGGCACCACAAUAUAAUUGCAGCUAAAACCUGACAGUGUAGAAUGAGGAAUUUUAAGCUGAUAAUAGUCACCAGGAAAGUGAAUAAAAACAAGUAUUUGGCUGGUCCAAAAUGUAAUACCAAUCAAUCCGUCAGCACCUGUGGUUCUUUUACUUACAUUCUCUGGUUUGGUUUGGUGGUUUUAAUACGUUUUAGUCUGGUUUUCUUCAGUCAUUCUGUCUCUGCUGCAGCAGAGAUGGGGCCUGUCCUUCCCCACGACUUAACCGUGGCCUUUCCUCUCCCCCAAAAGCAGGAUAUAAGCUGUGUCCAAAUGGGUUCUGAAUUCUCCAGACCCAUCAGGGUGAGACAGUGAACCGCUGAAAAUCACUUUGUCUCCUUUGGGAGGAUGGCAUGUCUGUAAUAUUUACGUAGCACAUUCUUCUAUAUACAUACACAUAUGCAAAGCUUUCCUUCCAGCAAAGGUACGUGUGCAUGGUGGCAGGAGGCCAGACCUUUGCAGGCCAAGGAAAGCAAUUUCAAAAAUGAAUUAUUUUCUUUGCUUUAUUAUUUUUACCAAGACAGAGAAGUAUUAUAUUAAGAGAUAUCUAUUUUCAUAAUCAAUGUGUGCCUAAAUUAUAUUUAAAUCAUUUCACUCUGUACUAUAUUUUCAAUAAUUAUAGAACAUGUUGUUCAUCCACUGAAGGGUACCUCUGUAUACGUAACCUAAGAUCUGCACGUGGUUUUCUUAGAAACCGCAGGGUUCGGGUCAAAUGUAUGCUGCAUUAAUAAACAAUGUGAAAUGUCA
Messenger RNA from Phyllostomus discolor (pale spear-nosed bat), 3068 nucleotides. RefSeq names its product potassium channel tetramerization domain containing 9 (gene KCTD9). The transcript is spliced from 12 exons. Gene Ontology annotation, molecular function: protein binding. The record is from RefSeq and is a predicted model, not a curated record. Gene Ontology annotation, biological process: protein homooligomerization; intracellular signal transduction. The coding region runs from base 104 to 1273 and encodes 389 amino acids. Lineage: Eukaryota; Metazoa; Chordata; Mammalia; Chiroptera; Phyllostomidae.